Messenger RNA from Cylas formicarius (sweet potato weevil), 4140 nucleotides. It is a transcript of the gene dpr8, whose product is annotated as zwei Ig domain protein zig-8. Gene Ontology annotation, biological process: synapse organization. Gene Ontology annotation, cellular component: neuron projection membrane. The transcript is spliced from 6 exons. NCBI's taxonomy places the organism in Eukaryota, Metazoa, Arthropoda, Insecta, Coleoptera, Brentidae. Bases 433 to 1269 code for a protein of 278 amino acids. The record is from RefSeq and is a predicted model, not a curated record.
UAAACGACGUUUACCGCUGCGACGUCAGCGCGCCUACGGAGGAUCGCGUCUAGAUUUUUGCCGGUGUACACUUUGAAAUUUGCGGUCGCUGAGGAGGGCGCGAAUUCGAAACGUCGCGAAAUUUUUCGUCAUUGUCGCGCGCGGGUAGUGACCGCGUGGGCGCCGGUUUUCAUUUUGGUAAAAGAGAAAAAUGAGGGUCAAUCGGGACGCAUAAAAAUAAUCGGAAAACAUCGGGGACAGAAUAAAAAAAUAUUGAAAUAUAAUUUUCGCCUUCGAAAUUAUUUUUACGACAUUCCAGGUGGGAAGGUUAUGUUUGGCCGCUCGUUUUUCUCGUUUAUUCAAAGCCCGACUCCUAACGGAGAUGUGACAAAAGUUUGAGGAAAGAGUGAGGGUGAAUUCGGCGUUUCCCGCAAGUUGUUCCACUUUCCAACUAUGUACUUACUCGUCUCCUGUGUCUUUUCGAUCUUUUUGUUUCCGUCAGUUUUCGGCGCCGAACAAAGCGUGAGCUCGAAGAAGUUCCGUGAUUUUCUGCAAGAGUGGCCCACUCCCGAAACUGGACCAUCUUUCGAUACGACCAUAAACUACAAUAUAACGGGUCUGGUCGGCAACACCGUUUUGCUCCACUGUCGCGUCAAGAAUCUGGGCAAUCGAACGGUUUCUUGGGUAAGGCACCGGGACAUACACCUCUUGACCGUAGGGAGAUAUACCUACACGUCCGACCAAAGAUUCGAAGCUUUGCACACUCCCCAUACUGAUGAGUGGACCCUAAGGAUACGAUAUCCUCAGAAGAAAGACUCGGGCAUCUACGAGUGUCAAAUUAGUACAACGCCUCCCGUAGGACACCCCGUCUAUCUUACCAUCGUUGAACCGAUUACGGAAAUCCUAGGUAGUCCGGAAUUGUUCAUCAACAUGGGAUCCACGAUAAACCUGACCUGCGUCGUACAAUACGCUCCCGAACCGCCUACAAUUACAUGGUCGCAUAAUUCCCAAGUGAUCAACUUUGACUCGCCCAGGGGAGGUAUAAGCUUGGUCACCGAAAAAGGUUUGACCACAACAAGUAGACUUUUGAUCCAAAAAGCGGUCCAAAAGGAUUCGGGCUUGUAUAGCUGUACUCCGUCCAACGCCAAUUCUGCAACUGUGAGGGUACACAUACUAAACGGAGAGUACCCAGCCGCGAUGCACCACGGCCAUAGUACGCUUACCAGCUACUCCCAGCCGACGAUCAUCAUCAGCCUGAUGAUGCUGCUACUUUUUCGGCCAUGCACGUAGCGUUAUCUUCGCUAGAAACGUUCAGGCGUUUAAAUCGAUUCGGAGAUAUUAUUGUUUCGCCAGAGAUUGGCGGAGAUUUAUGUGAUGUUUUUUAUACCGAUCCGUUUGGGGUUUCCCGUGAAAGUGUUUUCGAUUGCUUGAUCUCAUUCGUCGUCGAGUAAAAGUCCGGACUAAGAUCUAAUCUGUAUGUUACUAUAAAGAACAACCGUUUAUGUAGUAUGUUGUGUUAAAUGUGGAAAACGUCCGAGAGAUUUAAAUUUUCGUUAGUCGACAACUCGAAUAAAAUUUGAGAUUUUGGAGACAUAUUUUUCAUACUGAAAAAAGACCUUUUCCUUAUAAUCGUUUUACAGAUUUCCAAGCUCUAAGCUUUUAAUUUUUUUUCCUUCCAAAUUAGAAUUAGAGUGGUGACAUCUUCUCAUAUAUCAGGGCUACGAUGCCACCUUGGUUUUCGAUGUUAGCUCUUUAUAUAUACCUGGGAAAUGAACAUUGACUAAUGACGGAAACGCAAAAUAAAAGGUUUAAUAAUCAUUAUCAAGUUGUUGUUUUUGUUUGUUUUAUAUGGAAAACGAAAAUUUCAUUUGAUAGAUGCCAUAGCUCCAAGUCGCUCAUUCGGAUACACACUUAAACUUCUUAAGCAUGUGGUUUUUAGGUAUACAUGGUAAUUAAGUUUUAGUUUUGAUCAGGUGCAAACUUUCCUAUUUUUUCAACAAUACUAAAAAUCUUUAACUCAAACGAACACCGUCGUAGGGAGAAUAUUUUCAGUACCUGUAUACCCAAUAAAUUGAAUUAUAAUUAAUAAUAAUUAAUAAUAAAUUGAGAAUUAAAAACAACUUUAACCACUUAUAAAUUGGAUAGCUUUAAGACAACAACAAUAACCAUCGGUUGUGAAAAUUUUUUACUUAUUGUCUCAAUUAUUUGCUUGGUUAUUAAAAUAAUAAUAAACAAAGUAUAGGCACUAGUUUUCUGUUUAUGAUUUUGGGCAAUAAAAUGAGGCCAAUUAGUUGUUCAAUCGGAUAUUUGGGGUAUUUAUUAUUGUUAUUAUGUGCUCACCUAAACAUUUUAUUUCCUACUAUAAGGCAGAAUAAAAUUAAUAAUAAACAAAUAAUAAUAAAAUAAAAUUAGUAAUAUAAUAACAUAAAAUUAAAAAUGAAAUUCAUAUGUUGCUGUUUAUAUACAAAACGUGGAGUAACAGAUGGACGUCGAAUUCGUCUCUAAACUCUAAUGUGUGUAAAUAUACAGGGUGUUCCAUGCAAAGCAAUUUUGCAUCGGGUCAAAAAAAACGGAAUACCCUGUAUACAUAAAUACCAUAUACCUAAGAAGUUCAACGCCAUACAAGAAAAAUGUUUUCGUAGAACUUACUAUAUCUGGGCCACGCUAUACAGGGAGGUAUUAUUCUUAGGAAUGUCAUGUGGAUUCUAAAAUUGCGUUCAUUUUGUAUUCCAUUCUGUGUUACUUUUUUCUUAGAAACCUAUUUGUUUUUUAUGAUUUAUUCGGAUUUUGCACAAUUUUAGAAAAAAAAUAAAUAAUUUUUUGGUUUUCGCUAUUUAAAAUUUUCGACGAAACAUAGGGGAAAAAGUGGAACUUUUUGGUUUCAUGUCACGUCAAAUUUGGUAUUAUUUUAAAGUUAAUUUUAAUUGAUUGUAAUCAUUAAAAUUGAUUAAAAUAAACUUUAACACUUAGAUCGGUUACGAAGGAUUUGCGAAUCCAUAUUUAUAGGAAACAAAAGUCUUAUUUCAACAUAACGAAUAUGCUCUUAAAAAUCUUGAUAUUAAAUGUUAAAACACCUUAUAUAUGGCGUGAUUCACAGAAAAUUGAUUAUCUUCAAUGUUUUUUAAGCACAGAGCUCAGCACAAAAAAUAAUUCAAUUUUGUUCAGAUUUUCUUAUUAAUAAGCCACCAAUUUUGAACGUUUCAGACAUUAUCUGCUAAUAAAUAAGUUUUCGAUAAAUACAAUACAUUUCGAUAACCAUUUUCUUUUAACCAUUUUUGCCAAAACCAUUGAAGAGUAUUUGAAAUAGCACACCCUAUAAAUUCUUUUAUAAUCUAAGUCUGUGCAAGAAAUUAACUGUUUUUUACACUUUCACCCUUUCAUAAAUUAUUUUAGCAGCGAAAAAAUAAAAAAUUAGGGCAAAAUGACAAUUUCAUAUGACUAAUAUAAUAAAUAAUAGUUAAUGUUUCCUUGGGUGUAGUUUGGGGUGGGGCGGAUUAAAUAGUUAUACAAUGUGAAUGUUUAUAUUUCCAAAGGUUCCAAAUGUCUCGAUGUCGAUUUUGCGAAAACAGUAAAAUCAAUUCGAAAAUAUUGAGAAACCGUUUCCCAGCUUUAUUUCCAAAAAACGUUAAACUUUCUCACAAAUUUUCAUACGUAAGUUUACGAAAUUAAAAAUGGCGGACCAAGCUUGUGCUACGAAACUGCAAAAUACUUUGAGCAAAUCGAUGGAUCGACGGUUUUGUUUUCGCAACACCAUUUACUGGGAAUUGUUCAGGCGGAAGGGAUUUCUGCGAAUUCUUACCGAUAGUAUGUUGUUUUAUUUGUUAGGUAACAUUUUCAAAAUCAGUUUCAACCGAGGAGUGAAUCUCUGAAAAAAAUAUGUUCACUGAAAUUCCAUACACAUCGUCGAUACCAUCGAAUGUGUAAAAUACCCCAGUGGUUUACCCCUCGGUGUCAACGUAUGUUAAGUACCGUGCAUGAAAUGUCUACCGAUUAUUAUAAGGAUAUACAAAAAUUUUACCCGUGUACAUAUCAAUAUCAAUGGAUUAAAGGCAACGACUUCCUGUACAUAAUGUGAAAAUACCAUAUAUUAACUGAUGCAUUUUAACAUUUUGUACAUAAAUUAAGUUUACAUGUUCGUCUAGUAUAUAAGCAAAGUGAAUA